AUGGCCUUUUCAUUGGUACACGCCCUGAGAGUUUCACCAAACUCACCUUGUACAAACGUCUGCACCACUUCCGAUGUGUCGCAGUCCGAUCCGAAAUUCUUCGAUGACCAGUGGAAAGACAUUGUCUGCGAUGACAAGGACUUUGACAGCAAGCCGGAGGGACAAAAGCUGAAGAGCUGCUUCACCUGCUUGCAGAACAGCACUUACACCCACGGCAGUGAGAAUGAUCAGGAUUGGUUCUUGUACAACCUGCGGUAUUCUUCCGGCUAUUGCAUGUUUGGCUAUCCCAAUAACACCGGUAUCGAGACUGGCCCUUGCACGACAAGCGUCGGAUGCGGAAAUCUCGCUUCUGCUCUAGAGCUUGGCAUUAAGAGCCCAACCAACUCGACUCCAUAUGACUAUUGUGAUACAAAUGGAGGCGUCAUCACCAGUGGGGAUGUCGAUGGGUGCUUGGAGUGCGUUAAAGCCGAUGGGCAGCACCAAUAUCUAUCCAAUUUUCUUCUUGCUCUACAAGGAGCAUGCGAGGCGAAACCCGCACCAGGGUCCAUUUUAAUUCUCAACAAUACUCUCUUUGGCAACAGCAACAUCCAAGUCGUCGAUCAAACGCCCUCCACCAACUAUGAGGAACCCAAGCUUUCCAGCUCAGCAAUUGUGGGCAUAGCCAUUGGUGGAGUCGUCUUACUUGCUCUGGCCGCAGGUUUCACUUACAUGUGCAUUCGCAAGCGCAAGAAUCGUGCGAAGCAAGAAGAUCGUGCCUCUGGCUACUCGUUUCGCUGCCAAACCAGAGUAACUCCUGUGACACCGAGGUUUCCUGAC
Trichoderma virens Gv29-8 is the source of this 816-nucleotide messenger RNA. RefSeq lists its product as uncharacterized. The record is from RefSeq and is a predicted model, not a curated record. The annotation marks the transcript as partial. The transcript has 3 exons. NCBI's taxonomy places the organism in Eukaryota, Fungi, Ascomycota, Sordariomycetes, Hypocreales, Hypocreaceae.